Molecule: messenger RNA, 3189 nt
Organism: Thunnus maccoyii (southern bluefin tuna)
Lineage: Eukaryota; Metazoa; Chordata; Actinopteri; Scombriformes; Scombridae
Product: cyclic GMP-AMP synthase
Exons: 9
Coding region: 792-2315 (507 amino acids)
Biological process (GO): negative regulation of double-strand break repair via homologous recombination; DNA damage response; positive regulation of defense response to virus by host
Cellular component (GO): site of double-strand break; nucleus; cytosol
Molecular function (GO): 2',3'-cyclic GMP-AMP synthase activity; double-stranded DNA binding; chromatin binding
Source: RefSeq, a predicted model, not a curated record
AGUUUUAUUUUUCAGUGGAACUUUUUUCAAUGCUUCAGUGCCAAUACACCUUUUUCCAAUAAAAGUGUUUCAAUAUUUCCUGUUUCAGUUCAGGUUUUGUUUUCGAUGUGAAAAUUUAACCGUCGCUGUUCUGGUCCCAUAAGAUAGCAGAUUGUCCAGUAAAACUCAUGAUGAACAACUUGCUCAAAAGCUAAAAAUUCUCAUUGGUUUCUUUCUCAUACUGGAACAGAGAUUGUUUCUCCUUUCCAAACAGAAAAAAAACAUACAAUCCACUAAACUAUACACUAGAUUAUUGUCAUAAUCCUAUUUGCUCAUGCUGCUGUCACAUCAUUUCAAAAUUACUCUCAUAAAUGGCAAAUAAAUAGUUCAGAUACAAGAGAUAAACAACCUGGUGAUGAGAAGGAAACUUUAUAAGAGGGAAGGUUUCCAGGUUGCCCAGGUGUUUUGGCAUAGUCAUAUUUUAAGGCGUGUUCUUUUAAAGUCGAACACACACUAGUGAAUCUAUUGGCCCACUAUGUGUGGGUGCAUAUUUAGCGAGAGAAAUAGCUCCUGACUGUCACUAUCAUUAUUUAUCAGUGGAGUUGCGCAACUGACAGCUGUUUGUCAGAAGCGUUUAUUGCUGUGGAGCCGGAAGAAGAAGGCACAGUUCCCAUUUCAGGAAAACAGAAAGUGAGGGAAAGUCAGUGGAUCGCACUGCAGAGAGAGAGGAGGACAGACUGCUGUACACACAACACAUCCAUCAUCUCCAUUUACAACAACAGCUUCUCCAACACAGGCUAAACAGGUGAGUUAUGGACGGCAAUUACAGAGACGUGAACCUCAGGGAGGACGAACCGACCGAGGCAGCAGAGCAUCCUGCAGACGCCAGAGGAAAGCCAAGUCCUCCAGGGCCCGCUGGAAUAAGACAACGGCAGAAAGUUCAGCAACAACCAGUGGAGGAAUCCUAUGUGGCCGAGGAGUUGGCCUCCAUCUCCCCGAAGCUCGCCAACUGGAUCAAAGUCAACGCUAAAGACCUCAAGAUCCGGCAGACAGACCGCCGUUGGGCUGCAGAGGUGGUCAACGACUUCCGUGAGAAUUUGCUGAAGUUCCUGAAGAGCAAUGACGAGCAACCUUUCUUCCAGACAGCCGAAUUCCUCACGUCUGGCAGCUACUUCGAGAAGGUCAAGAUCCACAGCCCUGAUGAGUUCGACAUGAUGCUGAAGCUUCCGGUUCCUUCACGCCUCAAGAUGACAAAGCUCGAUGGCGGCCUUUUCUACCGGCUUGAUCUGGCGCGGCCCACUCGGAGCCCCAUACGAGCCUUCCUUUUGGAGAAUGACCUCACCAUCUCAUCAAGCAAGAUCCUGAGUGAGGUGUAUCGCCUCGUCCGCAAGUUCCUCAAGACCUAUAAAGUUCCUGAUAAAUGUUGUCGCUGGGAGGUGAACAGGAAGCGUCCCAACUCCCCGGCUGUGACUUUGUCUCUGUGCAGACCUGGAAACAACAGUGAUGAGCUGAUCUCUGUGGAUGUGGUUCCUGCUCUGGAGGUUCACCCCUCACAGGGUUGGCCGAUCGCUGUCCGUAGCGGCCCUGAUGUGGACAACUGGUUGGGGAAGAAGGUUCGCCAAGAAAUCAAAACUUUUCCUUGUUUCUUUGUACCAAAGAGGCUCAAAGGUCGAAACCUCAGCGAGGAAGCCAAAGAGAGUUGGAGGAUUUCUUUCUCUCUCAUUGAGAAGAAAAUCAUCACAUACCACGGCAACAAGAAAACCUGCUGUGAGAGUAACGCCACUAAAUGCUGCCGUAAGCAGUGCUUAAUGCUCCUCAAGUCUCUGAUCGAGGGCCUGAAACAACGUUUUCCCAAAGAGCUGGAUGACCUCUGCUCGUACCACGGGAAGACCGCCUUCCUCCACAACCUGUCCGUCAGGUGCGAGGACUCCAUGUGGACUAGCCGACAGCUUCCUUCCUGUUUCCUGCAGCUCCUCGGGGCUCUGGAGGGCCAUGCCACUAUUGGCGUCCUCCCUCAUUUCUUCGUCCCCAUAUGCAACCUCUUCUCCCCGGCCGUGUUCCCCCGCAAAGCGCUGGAAUUCCUCAUCAAUGCCCUGCAGGAGCAGAGGAGGGAGGGUCUGCCCCUGCUGAAGCCUCCAGCUCCUGUCCCACCACUGGCACAACUGACUCCUCCAACAGGUGUCUCCGCUGAGGAGCCCACCAAACAGAUGUCCCCACCGACUACAGUUCACUCUUUGGACGCCGGAUUUAUGAAUAAAAUUGUCUUGGUGAUUGUUGCAGCUUUGGUUUGUGCCCUGUUUCUUAGGCGAGUAAUGGAAAGUGAAGAGGCACUCUGAUUAUAUUAAAUAGGCCAUUACCUCUGAUACCUCUUUUAUGGUUUAUACCAGGUAAAAAAUGUGAUUAUCUCUGACCGAUUUCCCUCAUCUCAUCUGUGUGUGUGUGUGUGCUAUAACACAAUUUUAGGACUUUUCAUAAUAUUUUGGGCAGUCACAAAGGAUAUUUUAAAAAAAAAAAAGUAUUUAAAGUAAACUUGAAAUGAAAGAGAGCGAAACCACUAUUUAAAUAACAUUGAUGAUACAUUUAAUUUGUUUUAUAAAUGUGUCUAUAAGUGUCUUAGUAUUUUAUCUCACAUUGAGUCUUUCAUUCCUCAUUUCAGAUCAUGAUAUCAUUCCUGUUUGAUUUAAUGUUCAUUUAUUAACUUUUAUUGUUUUGCUAGUGUUUUAGGAUCAAGCUCCAAUUGUUAUCCUAGAGUUUUUGUAACAUUCAGCACACUGUGAUUGCUUGUGACUUAAACUCUGUACCUUGUCUUUUGUGAUGUAACAAAAAAUUUGUAUUAUUUUGUGUAUGUUCUGUAUUCAGGGCAGCCUUGGAAAAGAGAGCAUGCUCUCAAUGGCCCCUCCCUGUAGAAAUGAAGGUCAAUAAUAAUAACAAUAAUAAUAAAUAAUGAUAAGGAAUAAAGAGUAUUUGUGUGUGGUCUGUGACUGAGAGAUGAUAAUGAUGAUAAUUUACUGUUUUUAUGUGACCUUUUUAUUGUAUAUAUAUAUAUAUAUUAACAAAUAUUAACAAUAGUAAUACACCAGGUGUUGAUGAGAAAAUAAAAACUUAAUAAAUAAAACAAAUGGUCAGUGGUUUUAUAGUACUUUAUGGAUUUUACACAUACACAUGUUGCAUUUCAUUUUUAAACAUUUAAUUUCUGCUUUAAAAUGUACU